AUGGACAAGACGGAUCAUGUCUUUGAAAGUCCAAAGGGGAAGACCCAAAGGAAGCCCAGUAAGAACUCUAUGAAGAAAGCUGGCGCCACGGCCAAGAAGGGACCGGAGCGGGAUGUCAAGCAUGGUGUGAGAAAAACUGGAGGCGGAGCGGGAAAGGUGGUUAGUAACAAGAAGUUUGCAUGCAUAGGAGGAGGAGGCAAGAAGGCGGCCACAACCACAAGAGAAGGUGGCACGAAGAAGAAGGAGGUAACCUAUACUAGUGAUGGCUUCCCCCGGAAUGAGUCCGAGUAUGAACCCAUGGAAGGCAAAUACGUGUAUAGGCCACCGGGUUACCCGGCCGAGACCAAAAACAUGGAGGGUCUUUCAGUUCUCCACUGCACCAUGUGCCACCUGAAGCCAUGUAUAGCAACAGCACUAGACAGCAAGAUUUGGGACCUCUGUCACCAGCAUAUUGCGCACGCAGAAUGGGAAGACCGAUGCCUUUGCAGUGAAAGUGGUUACGAAGAUGUUCAGAGGGAGCAUUGCAUACUGUUCAUGAAGAGAUACCGUAUCAACAACAGAAAGAAAAUCAAUAGCACAAGUAAAACAUCAACCAUGCAAUGUAACGUGUACAAAUAA
This is a messenger RNA of Seminavis robusta, 618 nucleotides long. Lineage: Eukaryota; Bacillariophyta; Bacillariophyceae; Naviculales; Naviculaceae. The record is from the annotation of a GenBank genome assembly.